Molecule: messenger RNA, 2412 nt
Organism: Schistosoma rodhaini
Lineage: Eukaryota; Metazoa; Platyhelminthes; Trematoda; Strigeidida; Schistosomatidae
Source: the annotation of a GenBank genome assembly
AUGCAUAAAAAGUUAAAUAACAAUAACGUUGCCGAUGGGCUCUACUAUGCUUGGUAUACUUUGAGGCUUGAAGUUCGUACUCGAUCAAUCCCACUAUUGAGGUGCUCUUUGGCGGGAAGGGUCUCUUCUCCUCUGGUUUUCUCUCACUUUCAGUCUGUCUUCAGACCAGCAGUACGCUAUCUUCAAUCUGUUAACAUACUCAGAGCUUGCCAACAGCCUAUACUUCGUCGUAAUAUGGAUUUCUAUAUCAAUGUACCUCCUCCUGUGCAUUAUCUUGAUGUUACUGAAGCGUUCAAAUCACUUAGCAAUACGGAAAAGGAUUAUGUUUUCAGCUGCACACAAGCCUCUUGGAUUGGAGGUCUCAUAGGAUUAAUUCAAACAUCUCCUGAGUCUGCUGGAAUAUUUUUGUUUGUCAGUCGCUUUUUCCACUUGGAAAACGUAAAUUCCUUUGUUGAAAAAGCAACGAAAAACAAUUUUUCCGAUGAAGAAAUAACCCACAUUUUAUCUUAUUUUGCCUCAGUACUGGGUAAUUUCGGGAAUUACUUGUCUUUUGGAGACACCAAGUUCAUCCCAGCUAUCAAUGUUGACAGGGUAACAGAAUUUUUAUCCUUGAGCAGUGAAUUUUCCAACUCAGAAACUGGUCUUAAAGCUUUAUGGAAAGAAAUAGCUCCGGCCAUGUAUUCGUUAAAUCCUCGCCGUUUACGCCUUGGUUUUGGUCCCACUGAAAUAACGUCUUAUUACUCUGAAGACUGUAUUCGGAGUGAUGCUGAACUAGUUCAAAAGUAUCUGGAAAGCAUAAAAACUGAAGCCUAUAAUACCCGACUUUUUAAGAGUAGUAACUCUAACUCCAAGGUUUAUUCGAUUCGGUUUGCAUCGGCUGAAAAGAAAAUUCAACCUGCUCAUUUCGAUGCUCUUCCUUUGGGAACUUCUUUGCAGCUCGAGUACGGUGAUUACUGCGAACUUAUGAAGUUACUGGUUGACUGCUCUUUAGAUGCCAAAUCACACUCUCUUAACAAAAUCGAAUCAGAAAUGUGGGACCAUUACGCUCAGAGCUUUUGUACUGGGUCCUUGGACGCUCACAAAGAUGCUUCUAGACUAUGGGUCAAGGACAAAGGCCCUGUAGUUGAAAAUUACAUUGGAUUUAUAGAAACUUAUCGUGAUCCUUUAGGUGUACGUGCAGAAUUCGAGUCAUUUGUCGCAGUUGUAAAUCGAUCAAUGUCAUCUAAAUUUCAGCGGCUAGUAGAUAAUGCUGUUGAAUUGCUGUCUCAUUUGCCAUGGCCUUCUACCUACGAAAAAGACAGGUUUUUACAACCAGACUUUACAAGUUUGGACGUAGUAACGUUUGCAACCUCAGGAAUCCCCGUUGGAAUUAACAUUCCUAACUACGAUGAUGUGCGCCAAGUUGAUGGAUUUAAAAAUGUAUCUUUGGGAAAUGUACUCAGUGCUCGUUUCAAGGACCCUAAAUCAGAAUUUAUUCGAGAGGAAGACAAAAAGUUGUAUGUGGAUCAUGCGGAGAGUUCUUUCGAACUACAAGUUGGACUUCAUGAAUUGUUAGGCCAUGGUUCUGGGAAACUGUUUCAACGUAGUGGCGAUGGAACACUAAAUUUUGACACAAAUUCUACGAAAGAUAUCAUUAGUGGAGGUCCCAUAUGUAGUUGGUAUGAACCAGGCGAAACAUACGACAGUAAAUUUUCGAGUUUGUCUUCGGCAAUUGAAGAAUGUCGAGCUGAAUGUGUUGGAAUUUAUUUAUGCAAUUUACCACUCGUAUUGGAACAGUUUAAUCUUAAUACUAAUUGCUCCACAGACAGUGUUCCUGAUGUUGUUUACGUUAAUUGGUUGUCCAUGGUUCGUUCGGGUGUAACUUCUAUGGAAUUCUAUUCACCUGCAGAAAAUGCCAGUGAUAUUGGUUCGUGGCGUCAAGCACAUUGCUGUGCUCGUUAUGCAAUUUUGCGGGUUUUAAUUGAAGCUGAUAAUUCUCUGGUACGUGUAGACGAAAUAGUUGGUGAUGAUGGUGCACCUGAUUUAACUAUUUUCUUAGAUCGUCAAAAGCUUUUGACAGUUGGUCGUCCGGCAAUUGGCGAAUUUUUACGAAAAAUUCAGUAUUAUAAAAGUACAGCCAAUGCUAAAGAUGGUUGCGCUUUCUUCCAACAUUAUUGUCAAUUGCUACCAGAACAUAUUAAAUUGCGCCAAAUUGUGAUUAAUCGCAAAAAGCCCCGACCUAUUUUUGUUCAACCUGGACUCCGUAAAACCCCUCACGGUGUUGAACUGAUAUCAUAUCCUACAACUUAUCCCGGUGUAAUACAAUCAUUCGUGGAUCGUUACAGUGAUUUACCCCUUGGGCAGAAAGCCAUUGAAGCACUAGAAACAAUUUGGCGCCGUGAACUUCCGUAUUUCAAAAACAUACCUCUUUAA